Messenger RNA from Culicoides brevitarsis, 890 nucleotides. RefSeq lists its product as uncharacterized. NCBI's taxonomy places the organism in Eukaryota, Metazoa, Arthropoda, Insecta, Diptera, Ceratopogonidae. The record is from RefSeq and is a predicted model, not a curated record. Gene Ontology annotation, molecular function: protein binding. Bases 85 to 798 code for a protein of 237 amino acids. The transcript is spliced from 4 exons.
AACGCAAAUAGACUGAUUUCUUCAUUUUUGUCGCUUUUUUAUUUAUUUUUUUGCUUUUUUGUGUCACAAUUUAGUUGAUAAGACAUGAUAUCCAUCACAUACAAUGAAGGGUUUUUCAUAGGAAACAAUCAACAAACGCAUUUGACCUACAAUUCAUACAAAUUAAUAUCUAACAGUUCGAAGAAAGUGAUAAAAUCGUUACAAAAAUCAUGGUCGAACAGUUGCUUAAAUCUGGCAUCAGACACGACACGCGUUUCGUUCGCUUACAAAAAAUUACACCAUUUACCGAAUUCACGUGUCACACGAGGAACACAAAUACUGGAUUUGAGUCAUAACAAAAUACGAGAUUUAUCAAUUUUGAGUCGUUUUACGAGAUUAAAUUCCCUCAUUUUGGAUUACAACAAAGAAAUGGACCUUCAAACGUUCCCUCGCUUACCGAAUUUACGACUUUUGUGGUUGAAUAAUUGCAAUAUUAUGAAUCUCUCGUGUUGGAUAACGAAAAUUCGGGAAAAUUGCCCCAAAAUUCAAUUUUUGAGCAUAAUGGAGAAUCCGGGUAAUUCGAAAGAUGAUGAUACAAGAAGCGCUGUGAUUCGAUUUCUGCCCAUGUUGGAGUAUUUGGAUGAUAGAAAAGUAACAAAAAGGGAGAGAAUUGAAGCUUUAAGGAAUGAAAAGUGUCAUUUGGUUGAAGAAAGUGAGAGUUUAAAGUGCAAUGAGAAGGAAAAAUGUUUCAAUGAAACAACAGAAGAGUCGGAGGAUGAGGAAUUUAUUACUUUUAAGUCAACAUCUUAUCCGGGUUAGUCAACCUUCUUAAUUUUAUGACUUCGUAGUAAAUGUUAUCUGAUAAGAAAACAAUUUAAUCUUCACUAUAAACUAUUAACUACGUCAAUAAA